This is a messenger RNA of Caenorhabditis briggsae, 930 nucleotides long. The transcript has 2 exons. Gene Ontology annotation, molecular function: magnesium ion binding; 5'-nucleotidase activity. The coding region runs from base 1 to 930 and encodes 309 amino acids. Gene Ontology annotation, cellular component: cytoplasm. The record is from RefSeq and is a predicted model, not a curated record. Lineage: Eukaryota; Metazoa; Nematoda; Chromadorea; Rhabditida; Rhabditidae.
AUGCAUCGAACAACUCAAGAAGACAGAUGCCGUGCCUCUCCUGAUGAACUGGCUUUUGGGACAGGAAAGCAUUGUGUGUCGGAUCCAACUACUGUAGCAGCCAAACUGCGUAAAAUGGUUGUUGGAGGAGCUGGAAAGACAGUGGUGAUCAGUGAUUUCGACUACACAUUAUCUCGAUUCGCCAACGGGAGUGGAGAACGUCUCUCGACGACUCACGGAGUUUUCGACGACAAUGUGAUGCGUCUGAAGCCAGAACUCGGACAAAAAUUCGUCGACUUGAAGAACAAAUACUAUCCAAUUGAGUUUUGUCCAAAACUAACAAUGGAGGAGAAGAUUCCACAUAUGGAGAAGUGGUGGGGAACAUCUCACUCGUUGAUUGUCAAUGAGAAGUUCUCGAAACACACGAUUCAGGAUUUCGUUCGUCAAUCCCGAAUCGUUUUCAAGGAUGGAGCUGAGGAUUUUAUUCAAUCAUUGGACGCCCAUAACAUUCCAUUAGUCAUCUUCAGUGCUGGAAUUGGAAACAUCAUCGAGUAUUUCCUGGAGCAAAAGCUUGGAGCCAUUCCACGCAACACUCAUUUCAUUUCCAACAUGAUUUUGUUCGAUGAGGAUGAGAAGGCGUGCGCAUUCUCUGAGCCAUUGAUUCACACUUUCUGCAAGAAUUCGUCAGUGAUUCAGAAAGAGGCGCCAUUCUUCCACGAGAUCAAUGGAAGAGUCAACGUUAUUCUUCUCGGAGACUCCAUGGGAGAUAUUCAUAUGGACGUUGGAGUUGAACGCGAUGGACCAACUCUUAAAGUCGGAUACUACAAUGGAUCGCUCGAUGACACUGCCGCUCUCCAACACUACGAGGAAGUGUACGACAUCGUGCUGAUUCACGAUCCAACUCUCAACGUGGCUCAGAAGAUUGUCGACGUCAUCAACUCCAUUCACUAA